AUGGCCGCAUCUACCGCAGCAAGAAACGCUUUCAUGAAAAAUUGGUUCCGAGCUGAAAUCAUCCCAAUCUAUGUUGUAACCGGAGUAGCUGUUUUUGGUGCAAGUUGGUAUCUAACCCGUCUUGCCCGGGGACCUGAAGUCAUUUGGGACAAAAAAAACAACCCAACCCCAUGGAAUAAUAUUGAAGACGGUACACAAGUAAAACUUAUUGCCGUCAAUCAGAAAUUCGACAGGAAGUAUGUUUUAGUGGUAUAA
This is a messenger RNA of Funneliformis caledonium, 255 nucleotides long. The record is from the annotation of a GenBank genome assembly. NCBI's taxonomy places the organism in Eukaryota, Fungi, Glomeromycota, Glomeromycetes, Glomerales, Glomeraceae.